Molecule: messenger RNA, 2679 nt
Organism: Nerophis lumbriciformis (worm pipefish)
Lineage: Eukaryota; Metazoa; Chordata; Actinopteri; Syngnathiformes; Syngnathidae
Source: RefSeq, a predicted model, not a curated record
AUGGCAGCUGCCAGUGUGAUCAGACCUGGUGUCCACUCACCUGAAAAGUCUCAAUUGAUUUUAAAAGUGGUCUCUGCCAAGCCUCAGUCUCCCAAGCUGCCACCACGUCAUUCUCGACUCAGCUCCUUUGUUGAGGUGACUGCAGACGGCCUAUCAAGUGAAACAAAAAAGACAGCCAAACGCAGUGGGCACCUUGAGCUGCAGUGGAAUGAAGACCUCACCCUAAAUGUGACACCUCAGAGUCGUUUGGAUCUGAAGCUGUGGAGUUGCCACACGUUGAGGAAAGAGUUACUGGGCAGUGCUUCAAUAGAUUUGCUGGACACAUUGCGCAUGCACAAUGGCAAGAUGGAGAACGUCCAACUAAGUCUGGUGCUUCAGACUGAGAACAAAGGCUCAGUUGUUGUGGGUGGGGAGCUUAACGUCUGUCUGGACGGCAUGGAUGUUGAUCUGGGCUCUCUGCCCAAUGGUAGCACAGCGGCAGACAAAAUAUUUAAAUCUGAUAGACCCACCUUGAGGAGGACACAAAGUGAAGAGACUUCCAGUGCUGCUGGAUCUCAAACAAGGAGCAACCAUUAUUCAGCGGGUGGUUCACACGGGAGCUCCCCAGGAUCCUCCAGAGGAGUUUCUAUAACAAAUGGUGAAGCGAACAUAGAACAGGUUCUUGACCCAGGUUCUGCUGAUGGUCAUCCUUCCUCCAAAAGUCACUGCAGCCCUGGAAACAGUGCAGAUAAAGUAGAGCCGGCAUCCAAUAGGCUGGAAGACAGCCUGAUGCAUCACACGUGUCCUCAUUUGAGUCAGCCCAAAGCAACCUGUAGCAUUACACUGUGUCCAGAUCACCAGGAUGGCCAGGACUCGGUACCACCAUCAGAGCUUGGCCCGCGUCCCACUCCCAGUGCAGAGCAGGCGAGCAAUACCGCCUCAGAACAUCAUUCAGACUCUCUCCCAACUGGCUGGGAGCAAAGAGUGUUGCCUCAUGGUAGAGUUUACUACGUAGACCACAACACCAAAACCACGACAUGGGAGAGGCCACUGCCACCAGGCUGGGAAAAGCGUGUGGAUCAACGAGGGAGGUUCUACUACGUGGAUCACAACACAAGAACUACCACAUGGCAGAGGCCUACAGCAGAGUCUGUGCGCAACUAUCAGCAAUGGCAGAGCCAACGCAACCAGCUGCAGGGCGCCAUGCAUCAGUUCAGCCAGCGCUUCCUCUACCAGCGUGUAGAUGGACUGCAGAUUCAGCUGCUUUCCAGUGCUCCUGUCGAAAAUGACCCUCUGGGCCCAUUGCCGCCAGGAUGGGAAAAGCGCCAGGACAAUGGCAGAAUGUACUUUGUCAAUCACAACACACGGACGACUCAGUGGGAUGACCCACGAACCCAAGGGAUGAUCAAGGAGCACCCUUUGCCUCCGGGCUGGGAGAUGAAGUACACCGCAGAGGGAGUUCGAUAUUUUGUGGACCACAAUUCACGCACUACCACCUUUAAAGACCCCCGACCUGGGUUUGAGUCAGGGUCACGGCAAGGCGGUUCACCUGGGGCCUAUGAUCGCAGCUUCAGGUGGAAAUACCACCAGUUUCGCUUCCUAUGCCAUUCCAAUGCCUUGCCGAGCCAUGUUAAGAUCUCAGUGUCCAGACAGACGUUGUUUGAGGACUCAUUUCAACAGAUCAUGAAUGUGAAGCCAUAUGACCUUCGCCGGAGACUUUACAUCAUCAUGAGGGGAGAGGAGGGCCUUGACUAUGGUGGCAUUGCCAGGGAAUGGUUCUUCCUGCUGUCUCAUGAGGUUUUGAACCCUAUGUACUGUCUGUUUGAGUAUGCUGGCAAGAACAACUACUGCCUGCAGAUCAACCCAGCCUCAUCCAUCAAUCCAGAUCACCUCAUGUACUUCCGCUUCAUCGGACGGUUCAUCGCUAUGGCUCUCUACCAUGGGAAGUUCAUUGACACUGGCUUUACACUUCCGUUCUACAAGCGAAUGCUGGACAAAAAAAACACACUCAAAGACUUGGAGUCCAUUGACCCAGAGUUUUAUAACUCCAUCAUGUGGGUUAAAGAAAACAACUUGGAGGAAUGUGGUUUGGAGUUGUAUUUUGCGCAGGACAUGGAGAUUCUUGGGAAAGUUUCUACCCACCAGCUUAAGGAUGACGGAGAAAACAUAAUGGUCAAUGAAGAGAAUAAGGAGGAGUACAUCAGCUUGCUGACAGACUGGAGGUUCACACGGGGAGUGAAGGAACAAACUAAAGCCUUCUUGGACGGCUUCAACGAGGUUGUUCCUCUGGAAUGGCUUCGCUACUUUGACGAGAAGGAGCUGGAGCUGAUGCUCUGUGGGAUGCAGGAAAUUGACUUGGUGGACUGGCAGAAGAACACCAUCUACCGACAUUAUACAAAGAACACCAAACAGAUCCACUGGUUCUGGCAGGUGGUGAAGGAGAUGGACAAUGAGAAAAGAAUUCGUCUUCUUCAGUUUGUUACCGGAACAUGUCGACUGCCUGUUGGAGGCUUCUCUGAGCUUAUCGGAAGUAAUGGGCCUCAGAAAUUCUGCAUAGACAAAGUGGGAAAGGAGACUUGGCUUCCAAGAAGCCACACAUGUUUUAAUCGCUUGGAUCUACCGCCUUACCGAAGCCUGGAGCAGUUGCGAGAGAAACUAAUGUUUGCUAUUGAGGAGACAGAGGGAUUUGGACAGGAGUGA